AUGGGUAUUAAAGGUUUAACUGGGAUCAUCUCUGAAAAUGCCCCACUUUCAAUCCGUAAGAGUGAAAUAAAAUCCUUUUUCGGUCGUAAAGUUGCCAUUGAUGCAUCAAUGUCACUGUAUCAAUUCUUGAUCGCAGUUAGACAACAGGACGGUGGUCAAUUGACUAAUGACAAUGGUGAAACCACUUCUCAUUUGAUGGGUAUGUUCUAUCGUACAUUACGUAUGAUAGAUAACGGGAUUAAACCAUGCUAUGUGUUUGAUGGUAAACCUCCAGUGUUGAAAUCUCAUGAAUUAGGCAAACGUUCUGCUCGUAGAGAAGAAACAGAGAAGAAAUUGGCUGAAGCUACCGAUGAAGCUGAAAGGAUGAAGCAAGAAAGAAGAUUAGUUAAAGUAUCAAAAGAACAUAAUGAUGAAGCUAAGAAAUUAUUAGGAUUGAUGGGGAUUCCAUUCGUUAAUGCUCCCGGUGAAGCUGAAGCUCAGUGUGCAGAAUUGGCUAAAAAGGGUAAAGUAUAUGCUGCAGCAAGUGAAGAUAUGGAUACAUUAUGUUAUAGAACACCUUAUUUGUUAAGACAUUUGACUUUUUCAGAAGCAAAGAAAGAGCCUAUUCAAGAGAUAAAUACCGAAUCUGUAUUAGAAGGUAUGAACCUUACAAUUGAUCAAUUUAUUGACCUAGGUAUCAUGCUAGGUUGCGAUUAUUGUGAUAACAUUAGAGGUGUUGGUCCUGUAACGGCUCUAAAAUUAAUGAAGGAAUUUGGUUCUUUAGAGAAAAUUGUAGAACAUAUAGAGAGUGAUUCAACAAAGACUAAAUGGAAAGUACCUGAAAAUUGGCCAUAUAAGGAGGCUCGGGAUCUGUUUGUACAUCCAGAUGUCAUUGAUGGUAAAGAAAUCAAUUUGAAAUGGGAACCACCAAAGGAACAAGAAUUGAUUGAUUAUUUAUGUAAAGAAAAACUUUUCAGUGAGGAGAGAGUUAAAGCUGGUAUUGAAAGAUUAAAGAAAGGCUUAAAAUCAGGUACACAAGGUCGUCUUGAUAGUUUCUUUAAAGCGGUACCAAAAACCAAAGAACAAUUAGCAGCAGCAGCAGCAAAGGCUAAAGCUAACAAGAAAAACGCUAAGGGCAAAGGUAAAGUUGGCAAGGGUAGACGAUAA
Maudiozyma barnettii is the source of this 1146-nucleotide messenger RNA. It is a transcript of the gene RAD27, whose product is annotated as multifunctional nuclease RAD27. Gene Ontology annotation, cellular component: cytoplasm; nucleus. Lineage: Eukaryota; Fungi; Ascomycota; Saccharomycetes; Saccharomycetales; Saccharomycetaceae. The record is from RefSeq and is a predicted model, not a curated record. Gene Ontology annotation, molecular function: DNA binding; 5'-3' exonuclease activity; 5'-flap endonuclease activity. Bases 1 to 1146 code for a protein of 381 amino acids. The transcript has a single exon.